This is a messenger RNA of Folsomia candida, 2919 nucleotides long. RefSeq lists its product as uncharacterized. The transcript is spliced from 10 exons. Gene Ontology annotation, biological process: protein deubiquitination. Lineage: Eukaryota; Metazoa; Arthropoda; Collembola; Entomobryomorpha; Isotomidae. Bases 1431 to 2744 code for a protein of 437 amino acids. Gene Ontology annotation, molecular function: cysteine-type deubiquitinase activity. The record is from RefSeq and is a predicted model, not a curated record.
GCAAAGUAAUGAGUGAUAAUACGGCGGGCUGCUCGUGUGCUCAGUAUCCGUGCAAGGACAUUUUGGAGAGCAGCUGUCUCUAUUAUUACAAAAACUGGAACAUUAAUUAAAUUCAACUUUCAAACUAUUUUCAUAACGAAAUGACUCGAUUACCACUUCCACCCGUCUCCUCGGAUGACGAAUCUGCAAAUGAGGUUAUCGACGGACCCCUUAAGCCAAAACUGCGACGAAGGAAGAGGAGGGGAAGAGUUAUCCAGACGGAUUCAUCUAAUGACUCAAAGUCAGAUGAUUCUGACUUCAAGAAAGUACCAAAAAAGAGGAAGCGGAAGACGAAGGUGAAGAAGACCGUUUCCAGGAAUGUUUUUUCGUCAUCAUCCAAAUCAGAUUCUGACUCUGACGGAAAGUCCACUCAACAACCUCCCCCUCGUCGUUUAACGAGAUCAGCUGCGGCGCCUUCAUCUCAACCAUCUGCUGCUGACGUGUCUGAGAACACCGACUCUGGAUUUAAGACGUCCACCAGUACCAAGUCACGAUCCGCAGAAAAGAUAAAUCCAUCAUCGGAUGCGUCAGUUGGCGAAACUGUAACGUUUCGAUACAAAACGCACAAAACGGAGGCUGUGUAUUCUCACACAACAAAAAGAGGAAAAAAAAUGUACAAAGUUGUAGGUCAACGUAAUCCAUCUCCCAGGUCAGCGGAAGCACUAAUAGCUGCAUUGGAAAUAAGGUACCGAUAUAGACCUCCCCAAUUCGCACGAUCACCAACUCCUCCUCAUUUAUCACCUGAAUCCGUCACGGAUGAAGAUGUGGAGCUCGAAGGAAAAAGUUACAAGUUGGUAAAGGUUGGGAUGUCAAAGCAGCGAAGUCGUGGAAAAUUUAGAAGAAUGUACGUGUAUAAAGACAGGAUAAAUAUGAAACAUAUGUCAAGAUCAGCAAUUAUUAAUGACAUAAAAAACUGGUAUGUUUCAUCAUGCAAUGAUGCACCAUUAGUAGUUGUCAAUUAUUAAUUAAUUAUGGCAGGCAGGGGAUAAUCGAAAGGACAAGGAAUCGGCUCCGAAUUACAAACCCUAAUCCAGAUGACAUCGUGAAUAUCAUCGUAAAUGGUUCGUCAUAUGAACUUCGAUAUGACCACAUAGAAAGUGAUAGAUCCGGAAUGGAUUUGUAUCGAUACAAAAAUGGAAAGGAGUGUAAAACAAUGCCAGCUUGGAGAAAACAACUAUACAUAUGGCAAAUUCGUAAUAAUGAGGUCAAGCAACGGGUCCAUGAAUGGCUGACACACCAGACACGUCCCAUUCCUCCUGAGGUUAUGAGAAGAAUUACUCCAUUUCGGAUAAAUCCACCACGGAUUCAUCUCAACUCUAUGGAUGCUGCAGCUGAUGUUGAACGUGACAAGGAGAUGAAUGAAUAUCUGAAGAUAACCGAUAAGGUGAAGGAUGGAGCAAGACGCUUUCGACGACGGUACCUAUACUUUGUCGUCAUCAUACCUGAGGAACUGGUGCGUCAUAUCCAACCGGAUGAAACAGGUCAUUGCCCUGAAAUUUAUGACUGGCUACGUGACCACGAGGACGACGAUAGUAUGUCGAUCCCACUUUACGUUGGAAGGAAUUCGAGGCAAAUCCAAACUAAUUUAUCAUUGCAAUGAUUUAUUAUUAUUAAAAAUAAUUGUUUAUUUGUUUCAAUACAGGCGCCCAGAACCUUCCGCUUUUACAUUCAACCCGGAUGUACGGACUUCCAUCCGACGUGAAGUUAACGAAGGCGGGCGUCCAUUCCUCAUUCAUGUCGAGGAGGUGAAUUAUCCUACUAGAAGGGCAGCACGGGAGGGAAUUGCAACAUUGGAAGCAGUAGUUAUUGCUUAUUUCUCGUGGAUCAGCCCCCACACACCACGCAACUCUCAAGUGGGAAAAUUGAAAUAUUGUAUUGCGAAUAAACAUGCCGAGGUGGACACUUUUAUGGAUUGCAAUCCCCGGAUCAAGAGCCAUAUUCUUGCCAUGGCGUCCACCAGAUCUCGUCGACCAUUCCACUUCCUCCUGGAUCCAUCUGUCCCCUGCCCAAUUGACCAUUCUUACCCAGGUCAACCCUAUUCGGCUAUGAUGCAUCCAAAUAGGGAUAAGAUCACAGAAGUUAUCUUGGACAAGAUGGAAGAAGAAGAAUCUACAGAUGGGGAAGAGUCUGACUACUCGGAGAUGGACGACAUGUUUACGGAUGACGAUGAUGUAUUUGAAGAUUCAUCCUAUCCGGAUUCAUCAGCUCCACAAACCCCGACCUCAUUCCUAUCCUCCGUCCGAUUUGAACGGCAAUCUCGUGGCCAUAAUAGUUGUGGCAUGAAUGCCGUCAACAACUUCAAUCAAGACGGGCCGGUUUACACGAGAGAUUUUUUUCAAGAUAUCGCAGCCAACUUGGAGGAAGCGGAAAGGGACGUAGUCGAUACAGGAGAGCUGGACAAGGGGGCGUAUGGUGGCGACAUCGGAGAUUAUAGUGUGGAGGUGUUGGAACGUGCUCUGGUUUUCGCCCAUUACCAAGUGUCAAGACAAUCGGAUGAAUUCGAUAUUGAUUCAUCCCUUGGAUUCAUCUACAACCCAGGGAAUCACUGGAUUGCAGUACGACGAGUUGAAGACCAGUGGGUGGAAAUGGACAGCAUGGCAGCAGCACCAACUAUUGUUACCCCGUUGGAUGUCUUGAAGUUGGUGCGUCAAUACGGAAAUGCCGUGAUCAUUGUGACGGGCAAGAAUGGACAGACUGAUCCAUAGGGAUGUGGCUUUUUUCGUCUUAAGACAUUUAUUUUUAUUCAUCGUUGGAUAUAAUGGUGACUAUAGGGAUAUGGAAUAAAAUGUGCAUAAGUUUACAGGUCACAUGUAUUUAGGGAUUGCUGGAAUAAAUUUUGUACUCCCAAAACGUUGUUAAAACAAAGUUUGUUUCAAAUGA